AUGGCGGAGAAUAGACUGCUUUGGGUAGAGGUUAUUGAAACCGUUCAUCCGUUUAAGAACAAAAUCCUCGAUUCUGGUCUGACUCUUGGCCAGCUCGAGUCACUAAAACAUCGUUUGGAGAUGUUGGAGAGCUUUAUGCCCCAGCCGCAGGUUACCAAAGCGACAUACAAAAGAGCGCAGACCCCACCGAAGCAAGGAUUGCUUUGGGAGCCGAAGGCCAGACAGUUGACAAUUCUCGAUCUCUCAUCUCCGCGCAUAUCUCCUGGUACGGCGUGGUCACGUUUCAACAUCACGCUCGCCAUCUUCAUGGAGCAAGAGAGCGACAUCGGGCGGGUCCUUGCACUUGAUGAAGCACACAAGUACAUGAGGACCUCUUCUGAAGCACAGGCUUUUGCAGAAACGCUUCUCUCUGUCGUCUGCCCCCAGCGUCACCUCGCGGCCAGAAUUAUCAUCUCAACCCAGGACCCUACGAAGCAUCUGGCGGGUGCGGCUACUAAUCCUUUCGCUCGGAAGAAGGGUAAGGCUGGAGGUAGAGGUACUGAUGGCGAAGAAGGGCAGCUCGACGAAGCAAACGAGAAGUCCUUGUUUGACCACAUCUAUAAUCUUCGUGUGGGCAAAGCCUUGCUGUUUUCUUCGAGCUCCAUUGUAGACGUUGCGAUUGAUGAAGAAGGCGGCUACGAACUUCGCAGGCUGGGGUCAGAAUAUCUCGCCUUUAGGGUCCGGCAGAGAAUCACCAAAGAUGGGGUUAAAGGUUUGCUCGCGGUUUGA
Molecule: messenger RNA, 768 nt
Organism: Aspergillus neoniger CBS 115656
Lineage: Eukaryota; Fungi; Ascomycota; Eurotiomycetes; Eurotiales; Aspergillaceae
Exons: 6
Coding region: 1-768 (255 amino acids)
Source: RefSeq, a predicted model, not a curated record